AUGUCAUCAACGUUGUUGGCUGCAGAUGCUGCAGCACUUCGAACGAGCAGCCGAAAGCGUCCUCACAUCUCUUACAUCGAGGAUGAACACUUCGACGAAGACGGCAUUGACGCAGAUGAAACAACUCAGACUGAGGACAUCUAUGACUAUGAGGACGAAGACGACGGGACUUACGGCAAGAAGCGUACCUCCAAAACCAAAAGAGCAAAAGUCGCCAGAGCAUUCGCAAAGCCGAGAAAGGAUAAGAAAGUCAAGCCAUUCCGCUUCUUGGACCUCUCCGCCGAACUUCGCAACCGAAUCUACGAGUUCGCUCUGGUGGAGCCUAGCGAACUGACCUUGGUGGCUCGAACGAAGAAUUAUCGACGAGGCAUUGUUCGUGGCGCAAUUGACGUAGCUGAGACAUCUCGGCAUUAUGGUAAGAAGUAUCGUUAUCGGUACUAUGACUGCAGAAUCGAAGGACAUGACAAGGACGAAAGCGAGGAGCCGAAGAAUGAUGAGCGCUCUUUGGUCCCGAACCUGCUCGCAGUCAAUAGACAGAUCCGUGAAGAGGCGAGCAGCUACCUCUACAAGCAGGAACUGAUACUUGAGGAUACGAAUGCGCUGCAUAUCUUUCUCGCCUGUAUUGGGCCAUCGAAUCGAGAGCUUUUGACUGACGUGACUAUUCGCGGAUGGGGAGUUGGCAGAGGCACCAUGAAAGGCUACAAUUUUUCUGCGCUCACCAUGCUCCAAGGUUGCACCAAUCUGCAGUCUUUGCGUUUCGAGUGCAGCCUGGACAGGUAUCUUGAUUCAGCAAGCCUUGCUCGCCAGAUCUAUCGCGAUGGCGUCUUCUUCCUUGAGGCCAUUGGGGAUGCGCAGGGCCGUUAUGAUGCCGCUGUGGACGUGGUGCAACUCGGUGACUGGCACUUCGACCCCAGCAAGCGUAAUGGAUGGUAUGGAAAGAACACGGGCGAGUCAGCAGAAGUUAUAACACAGAAGCGGCGUAGCGAGUUUGAAGCGGAGCUAAGGAGGCUGUUGGCCAGGGGUGCUAGACGUUAA
Messenger RNA from Cercospora beticola, 1035 nucleotides. RefSeq lists its product as uncharacterized. Lineage: Eukaryota; Fungi; Ascomycota; Dothideomycetes; Mycosphaerellales; Mycosphaerellaceae. The record is from RefSeq and is a predicted model, not a curated record.